AAGAUGCCCUUGGAGCUGACUCAGAGCCGAGUGCAGAAGAUAUGGAUUCCUAUCGACCAUCGCCCCUCUUUGCCCAGAUCCUGUGGACCGAAGCUGACCAACUCCCCCACAGUGAUUGUCAUGGUUGGCCUCCCAGCCAGGGGGAAAACUUACAUCUCCAAGAAGUUAACUCGCUACCUCAACUGGAUUGGCGUUCCAACGAAAGUAUUCAAUGUGGGGGAGUAUCGCCGGGAGGCUGUGAGGCAAUACAGAUCCUACGACUUCUUUCGCCCUGACAACGAAGAGGCCAUGAGAGUCCGGAAGCAGUGUGCCUUAGCUGCCCUGAGAGAUGUCAAAACGUACCUGACACAGGAAGGGGGCCAAAUUGCGGUUUUCGAUGCCACCAAUACUACUAGAGAGAGGAGACACAUGAUCCUUCAUUUUGCCAAAGAAAAUGAUUUCAAGGUGUUUUUCAUUGAGUCUGUGUGUGAUGACCCAACGGUUGUUGCUUCCAACAUCAUGGAAGUGAAAAUCUCCAGCCCAGAUUACAAACACUGCAACUCUGCAGAAGCCAUGGAAGACUUCAUGAAGAGAAUUAACUGCUACGAAGCCAGCUACCAGCCCCUUGACCCUGAUAAAUGCGACAGGGACCUGUCACUUAUCAAGGUGAUUGAUGUGGGCCGGAGGUUCUUGGUGAACAGAGUCCAGGACCACAUCCAGAGCCGAAUUGUGUACUACCUGAUGAACAUCCAUGUGCAGCCCCGUACCAUCUACCUGUGUCGGCAUGGGGAGAAUGAGUAUAACCUCUUGGGGAAGAUUGGUGGCGACUCCGGCCUCUCUGUCCGAGGCAAGAAGUUUGCCAAUGCCCUGAGCAAAUUUGUCGAGGAACAGAACCUGAAAGACCUCAAGGUGUGGACCAGCCAGCUGAAAAGUACCAUCCAGACAGCAGAAGCCCUUAAACUUCCUUAUGAACAGUGGAAGGCACUCAAUGAAAUUGAUGCUGGUGUUUGUGAGGAGAUGACCUAUGAGGAGAUCAAGGAGACCUACCCUGAGGAGUAUGCCCUGCGAGAACAGGACAAAUACUAUUAUCGCUACCCCACUGGAGAGUCCUACCAAGACCUGGUUCAGCGCCUGGAGCCGGUGAUCAUGGAGCUGGAGCGGCAGGAGAAUGUGCUGGUGAUUUGCCACCAGGCUGUCCUACGUUGCCUUCUGGCCUACUUUUUAGAUAAAAGUGCAGAGGAGAUGCCUUACCUGAAAUGCCCUCUCCACACAGUGCUGAAGCUGACACCUGUUGCUUAUGGUUGCCGGGUAGAAUCCAUCUAUUUGAAUGUGGAGUCCGUGAGCACACACCGGGAAAGGUCAGAGGAUGCAAAGAAGGGACCUAACCCGCUCAUGAGACGCAAUAGUGUCACCCCACUAGCCAGCCCUGAGCCCACCAAAAAGCCUCGCAUCAACAGCUUUGAGGAGCAUGUGGCUUCUACUUCUGCUGCCCUGCCCAACUGCCUGCCCCAGGAGGUGCCCACGCAGCUGUCCGGACAACCUUUGCUAGGGAAAGCCUGUUUACGAACAGUCUGUCACAUUUUCUCAAAGUUUUCUCCUUACUAA
Molecule: messenger RNA, 1584 nt
Organism: Chrysochloris asiatica (Cape golden mole)
Lineage: Eukaryota; Metazoa; Chordata; Mammalia; Afrosoricida; Chrysochloridae
Gene: PFKFB3
Product: 6-phosphofructo-2-kinase/fructose-2,6-biphosphatase 3
Exons: 16
Coding region: 4-1584 (526 amino acids)
Biological process (GO): fructose metabolic process; fructose 2,6-bisphosphate metabolic process
Cellular component (GO): cytosol
Molecular function (GO): fructose-2,6-bisphosphate 2-phosphatase activity; ATP binding; 6-phosphofructo-2-kinase activity
Source: RefSeq, a predicted model, not a curated record